Messenger RNA from Rana temporaria (common frog), 10731 nucleotides. RefSeq names its product chromodomain helicase DNA binding protein 7 (gene CHD7). NCBI's taxonomy places the organism in Eukaryota, Metazoa, Chordata, Amphibia, Anura, Ranidae. The transcript is spliced from 38 exons. The record is from RefSeq and is a predicted model, not a curated record. The coding region runs from base 669 to 9605 and encodes 2978 amino acids. Gene Ontology annotation, molecular function: ATP binding; ATP-dependent chromatin remodeler activity; protein binding.
GUGUGUGAGAGAGAUAGAAGAGUGUGUGUGUGUGAGUGAGUUCGCGGCCCGCGGGUGCGCGCACGGUCCUCGGGGAGGACACGUGAACGCGGCUGAAGCUGGUGCCCGGAGAGUGUGGAGUGAGUGAGAGGAUCCCGAGCUGUGAGUGUCCGGCGGGUUCGCCUCCUCCUCCUCCUCCGUGCGGGCGCGCUCGUGCACGGGUCGGAUUAAACUUGAGCCGAAAUUAAAGCACAAAGGAGAAAAUAAAGAGGAGCGAGAAAGAGAGAGCCGAGGAGAAAGAAGAAGAAGAGUCCGGGACGGACCGGGAUAGAGAGAGAGAGAGAGAGAGAGAGAGAGAGCUCCAUACAGGAGGGAAGAAGGUGGAGUGUGGGAACAGAGCGGCCACAUCUUCCCCCUCCUCCCACCACACACAGGAGGGGGAGAGGAGGACACCGGCUGCCCCGUCCACUCCGGGCGAGACAAUAGGGCGCUGUGUGCCCGGGACACCACCGACUGCGGGAGCAGUUGCCAGACUGUCUGACACUGAAGGGUCCGAAAGAAUUAAGAAAAUAUGGAAUGACAUGUAAGAGAUUAGCCAAGGAUUAACAGCUCUGAGGACAAACGCCUCACUCGUGAGGUGAAGCACAAUCUUGCGCUUGUGGCUCUAAAGAGCACUGUGCAGAAACAAGAUGGCGGACCCUGGCAUGAUGAGUCUGUUUGGGGAAGAUGGAAAUUUAUUCAGCGAAGGCCUGGAGGCCCUUGGGGAAUGUGGUUUUCCAGAAAGCUCUGUCAAUUCUUUGGCACAACAAAUGCCUAUGGAUCAGGGUUUUGGUUCAUUGCAAUCUCCUCAUCAUCAUAACCCCAGCAGUCAAAACCAAGCAAAGCUGACCCACUUUGAUCACUAUAACCAAUACGAGCCUCAGAAAAUGCACAUAAUAGACCAGCCUAACAGAAUGAUGGCUAACACUCCUGGUAAUGGUAUUGCCUCUCCACAUUCACAGUAUCACAGUACGCCUGUUUCUCAGGUGCCCCAUGGUGGUAGCCAAAUGGGCGUCUAUCCUGGUAUGCAAAAUGACAGGCAUGGAGCGCCAUUUGUGGACAGUGGUUCUAUGUGGGGACCUAGGGCAGUGCAAGUGCCCGAUCAGAUAAGGCCAACAUACCAGCAGCAACAGUCCCAGCAGCAACCACAGACACCUUCUGCUCCUCAAGGUCCCUCUCAUCCUCAACAUGUUCAGCAAAUGGGCAAUUACAUGGUUCGGGGAGAUUUUUCAAUGCAGCAACAUGGUCCACUACAGCCACAAAGAAUGAACCAGUUUUCACAAGGACAAGAUGGUCUUAACCAAGGAAAUCCCUAUCUUGGUGGUGCAGGGCCUGGGCACAUGUCUCAUGUCCCACAACAAAAUCCAAAUAUGGGGCCUUCACUGCGUCAUUCAGUCCAGCAAUUUCAUCAUCAUCCCCCCGCUACUCUGCAUGGAGAAUCUGUUGCUCACAGUCCUAGAUUUUCUCCCAAUCCUCCUCAGCAGGGUGCAGUUAGGCCGCAGUCCCUUAAUUAUAACUCUAGAAACCAGACUGUACCUUCACCUACGCUAAACAACUCAGGGCAGUAUUCCCGUUAUCCUUAUAGUAACCUUAAUCAGGGAUUAGUUAAUAAUACAGGGAUGAAUCAGAACUUAGGCCUUACAAACAGCACUCCAAUGACUCCGUCUGUACCUAGAUACCCAAAUGCUGUGGGGUUUCCAUCAAAUAGUCAAGGACUGAUGCACCAGCAACCCAUUCAUCCUAGCGGCUCACUUAACCAAAUGAACACACAAACUAUGCAUCCUUCACAGCCUCAGGGAUAUGCUUCUCCACCUCCCAUGUCGCCCUUGAAAGCAAUGAGCAAUCCAGCAGGCACCCCUCCUCCACAAGUUAGGCCUGGCAGUGCAGGGAUUCCUAUGGAUGUUGGAAGUUACCCAAAUAUGCCCCAUCCUCCAGCUCAUCAGCCCCCUGGCAACAUGGGCAUGGGACAAAGAACCAUUGGUCCCCGGAACAUGCCGCAAGGCCAGGCCUUCAUGGGUAUGUCUUCAACACCAAGGGAGAUGGGUGGGCAUAUGAGACCAAAUGGCUGUCCAGGAGUUAGCCAUGCAGAUCCACAGGCAAUACAAGAACGGAUGAUGUCUGGCCAACAGCAUCCCAGUCAUCAGUCUUUUCAGCAGCAAAUGGCAAACUGUCAGCCUCAUCCAGCUAUGCACCAUCAGUCUUCACCAUCUUCACAUUCUCAUCAUCAACCAUGGACUUCGCUUCACCAGUCACCUCAGAAUACCCCUCAGAAAGUGCCUGUUCAUCAGCAUUCCCCAUCGGAACCUUUUCUUGAUAAUCCUGUGCCGGAUAUGACUCGACUUGGUGGUCCCAAUGCCUCUUUAUUGAACACAGAAGAUUUUUUGCCAUCACUGCAGUCUCCUCCACCACAAAAGAAGAGGAAGAAAAAAAACAACCACAUUACUGCGGAUAAUGCAAACUUUGGUCAGGAAGGUUUUCUUGGGGAAAAUCCAGAUCUUUCCAUUGAGGGAGCGCCUGGUGGAAAGAAGAAGAAAAAGCCUAAGGUUAAAAAAGAGCCCAAGGAGCCAAAAGAGCCUAAAGCAAAGAAAGAGCCCAAGGAACCUAAGGCUCCAAAACAGCCCAAAACUCCCAAAGAGCCAAAAGAGAAAAAGGUGAAAACUCCCAAACCCAAGACCAGCAAAAAGGCAAAUAAGUCUGAUGCUGAGGGAAGUGCACAAAAGAAGAAGGUUGUCAAAGUAAAGCCCGAAGGUGCUGAAAAUGAAGAAAAUGCAGAGAAAUUGAUUACUACUCCACCCCCUUCUUCAUCAUCACCACCACCACCAGCAGCACCAGCACUAGCAUCACCAGUAGCACCACCAGCCCCAGAAGAGGAGGAUGACUCUGGAGUACAGAAAAGGCGAUCCAGCCGACAGGUUAAAAGGAAACGCUACACAGAAGAUCUGGAAUUUAAGAUUUCAGACGACGAGCCUGACGAUCUUGAUGGAAGAGACUCGCCUUCCAAUCUGUCACAAUCCGAACUGCAGGAUGAAGGACCUGUUGUGGAGAAGAUAAUGAGCAGCCGUAUGACAAAGAAACUGCUGGAGUCUGGGGAGGAAGUAGAAGUGGAAGAAUUUUAUGCGAAGUACAAGAACUUUUCUUAUUUGCACUGCCAGUGGGCCUCUCUGGAGGAUCUGGAGAAAGACAAGAGGAUUCAACAAAAAAUUAAGCGUUUUCGGGCAAAGCAGGGCCAGAACAAGUUCCUCUCAGAGAUUGAAGAUGAUCUAUUUAAUCCUGACUAUGUGGAAAUUGAUCGGAUACUAGAUGUCUCCACCGGCGCAGACGAGAAUGGAGAGCCCGUGACACACUAUUUGGUGAAGUGGUGCUCCCUCCCCUACGAAGACAGUACAUGGGAGCUGAAACAGGACUUGGAUCCAGCAAAGAUUGAAGAAUUUGAGAAACUCCAGAGCAGAGAGCCAGCAACAGAGCGCGUGGAGCGACCUCCUGCCGACGAGUGGAAGAAAUCGGAGAGUUCCAGGGAGUAUAAAAACAAUAACAGUCUCAGGGAAUACCAGUUGGAAGGAGUGAAUUGGCUGCUGUUCAAUUGGUACAACACGCGAAAUUGCAUCUUGGCUGAUGAAAUGGGUUUGGGGAAAACAAUCCAGUCAAUUACCUUCCUAUAUGAGAUCUUCUUGAAGAGCAUUCACGGUCCAUUCUUGGUCAUUGCGCCACUGUCAACGAUCCCUAACUGGGAGAGAGAAUUCCGCACAUGGACAGAACUGAAUGUUAUAGUUUAUCACGGGAGCCAAGCAAGCAGGAAAACCAUACAACUCUAUGAAAUGUACUUUAAAGAUUCACAGGGCAAAGCAAUAAAGGGUGCCUACCGGUUCCAUGCCAUCAUUACAACAUUUGAAAUGAUUCUGACAGACUGCCCUGAGCUCAGAAACAUCCACUGGCGAUGUGUGAUUAUUGAUGAGGCUCACCGGCUAAAAAACAGAAACUGUAAGCUCUUGGAAGGACUAAAGAUGAUGGAUUUGGAACAUAAAGUGCUGCUAACAGGGACCCCUUUGCAAAACACUGUGGAGGAGCUUUUCAGCCUGCUGAACUUCCUUGAACCUGAACGCUUCCCAUCAGAGAGCAAUUUCAUGCUAGAAUUUGGCGAUCUAAAAACGGAAGAACAGGUACAAAAGCUUCAAGCUAUACUGAAACCGAUGAUGUUAAGACGUCUUAAGGAAGAUGUUGAGAAGAAUUUGGCCCCAAAGGAAGAAACCAUUAUAGAAGUAGAGCUGACAAACAUCCAGAAGAAAUAUUACAGAGCCAUCUUGGAGAAGAAUUUUUCUUUCCUUUCCAAGGGAGGUGGUGGUGGCCAUGCAAAUGUUCCUAACCUUCUAAACACUAUGAUGGAGCUGAGAAAAUGCUGCAAUCAUCCUUACCUUAUUAAUGGUGCUGAAGAGAAAAUUUUGGAAGAAUUUAGGGAACUGCACAGCAGUGACCUUCCAGAUUUUCCGCUCCAGGCUAUGAUCCAGGGCGCUGGCAAACUAGUUCUUAUUGACAAGCUGCUGCCAAAACUGAAGGCUGGUGGCCACAGGGUGCUCAUCUUCUCCCAGAUGGUGCGGUGCUUGGACAUUCUGGAAGACUACCUCAUCCAACGCAGAUACCCAUAUGAGAGAAUUGAUGGCAGAGUGAGAGGCAACCUUCGCCAGGCUGCUAUUGACAGAUUUUCCAAGCCAGAUUCUGAUAGGUUUGUGUUCCUGCUGUGUACAAGGGCAGGAGGUCUGGGCAUUAAUUUAACUGCUGCUGAUACUUGCAUUAUCUUUGAUUCCGACUGGAACCCCCAGAAUGACCUUCAGGCGCAAGCUCGGUGCCAUCGGAUUGGACAGAGUAAAUCUGUGAAAAUUUAUCGCCUGAUCACAAGAAAUUCCUAUGAGCGUGAAAUGUUUGAUAAGGCUAGCCUGAAACUUGGCUUGGAUAAGGCAGUUCUGCAGUCCAUGAGUGGAAGAGAGAAUGCUACUAAUGGGGUACAGCAACUGUCCAAGAAGGAAAUAGAAGACCUUCUACGGAAAGGGGCAUAUGGGGCACUAAUGGAUGAGGAAGAUGAAGGCUCAAAGUUCUGUGAGGAAGAUAUCGAUCAAAUCCUUUCCAGGAGAACCCACACCAUCACUAUAGAAUCAGAAGGAAAAGGCUCCACCUUUGCAAAAGCCAGUUUUGUUGCCUCUGGGAAUCGGACAGAUAUUUCUUUGGAUGACCCUAAUUUCUGGCAGAAGUGGGCUAAGAAAGCAGAGCUCGAUCUUGAUGUAUUGAAUGGAAGGAACACACUGGUAAUUGACACACCACGGGUAAGGAAGCAGACAAGACAUUUCAGUGCAGUAAAGGAAGAUGAUCUUAUGGAGUUCUCCGACCUGGAGAGUGAAGCCGAGGACAAACCUAGCAUUAAACCACGUCGGUCUCAGGACAAGUCCCAUGGCUAUGCGAGAAGUGAAUGUUUCAGAGUUGAAAAAAACCUGCUGGUCUAUGGGUGGGGCCGAUGGACAGAGAUCCUUUCCCACGGGCGCUUCAAGCGUCAACUUACAGAACAAGACGUGGAAACCAUCUGCCGUACCAUUUUGGUGUACUGUCUCAACCAUUACAGAGGGGACGAGAACAUCAAAAGCUUUAUCUGGGAUCUAAUCACACCAACAGAAGAUGGCCAGACUCGGGCUCUGGUAAACCACUCAGGCCUAUCUGCUCCGGUACCCAGGGGUAGGAAAGGAAAGAAGGUGAAAAGCCAGAAUUCGCAGCCUGUGUUCAAGCAUGCAGAUUGGCUCCCCAGCUGCAAUCCCGACACCUUGUUUCAGGAGGAUAGCUACAAAAAGCAUCUUAAGCAUCACUGUAACAAGGUCCUGCUGCGUGUCCGCAUGCUCUACUAUCUCAGGCAAGAAGUGAUAGGGGACCAAGCUGACAAAAUCAUGGAGGGUGCUGACUCAAGUGAAUUAGAUGUUUGGAUACCAGAGCCCUUCCAUGCAGAAGUUCCUACAGAUUGGUGGGAUAAUGAAGCUGAUAAAUCCCUUUUAAUUGGCGUCUUUAAACAUGGUUAUGAGAAGUAUAAUUCCAUGCGGGCUGAUUCGGCGUUGUGUUUCCUGGAGAGAGUCGGCAUGCCUGAUGCAAAAGCUAUGGCUGCAGAGCAGAGAGGGACAGAUAUGCUGGCAGAUGGUGCUGAUGGGGGAGACUUUGAUCGCGAGGAUGAAGAUCCAGAAUACAAACCAGCAAGGCUUGCAUUUAAAGAUGAUAUGGAUGAAUAUGCAAACUCCCCUCUCGAGGACAAAGAAGAAUGCAUGGAAAUGGACACGCAAGCUGCAGAGAAGAUGGUUGAAGGCAGCACAGAGAUGGGAAAACUGUACUGGCCUCAUACUUCAGCCCUUACUACCCGCCUGCGGCGUCUAAUCACUGCCUACCAACGCAGCUAUAAGCGCCAGCAAAUGAGGCAAGAGGCCCAGCUGAAAACGGACCGAAGAAGACGGCGUCCUCGGGAAGAAGUAAGGGCUUUGGAAGCAGAAAGGGAAGCAAUUAUAACAGAAAGACGGCAAAAAUGGACAAGAAGGGAGGAGGCUGACUUCUAUCGUGUAGUGUCAACAUUUGGAAUAGUUUUUGACUUUACAAAACAGAAUUUUGACUGGAACCAGUUCAGAGCUUUCGCCCGUCUGGAUAAAAAAUCUGAUGAUAGUCUGGAGAAGUAUUUCAACUGCUUUGUGGCUAUGUGCCGAAGAGUUUGUAGAAUGACCAGCAAGCCUGAUGAUGAUCUUUGCGAUCUCGCUACAGUAAUUGAGCCCAUAACGGAGGAACGUGCUUCUAGAACUCUUUAUCGCAUUGAACUUUUGCGAAAAAUUCGGGAGCAAGUACUUACUCACCCCCAACUAAAUGAGAGGCUUAAACUGUGCCAGCCAAGCCUUGACCUUCCAGAAUGGUGGGAGUGUGGAAAACAUGAUAGAGACUUGUUGGUUGGUGCCUCGAAACAUGGAGUUAGUAGGACAGAUUAUCAUAUUCUUAAUGAUCCCGAUUUGUCUUUUCUGGAAGCUCAUAGGAAUUUUGCUCAAAACCGAGGGAGCACGCAUCCUAAUAUGCCCAUCCUUCUACCGCCUGGAUCCAGUUAUAGUGACACACCCCCUAUAAUGCCCUCUUCUCCUGUGCGGGAUGAAAAAUCUGGAGACCAGGAGGAAAUUAAAUCUGAAAAAGUUGAAGAGAUAGACAUAAAGGAAGAAGCAACGGUUAAAAAUGAACCUGUAGAGCCGGAGGAGAAACCUGUAAAACAGGAAAAUGACUCUGAAACGGUUUCUGUUAAGGAGGAAAUUAAAACCUCAGAGCUUACUCCAGAUGCCGAUCCAAAAUCCAUUUCUGAGAAGGGAUCGGAAGAAGAUGAAGAAAAAUUAGAUGAGGAUGAUGAUAAAUCUGAAGAAUCUUCCCAGGCAGAAGCUGGGCUAGCUUCUCAGGACAAAAACUUUGACGAGGAAAGCAAUGCCUCGUUGAGUACAGCGCGGGAUGAAACACGAGAUGGCUUUUUCCUAGAGGACUGUGAGCCGUCCGGGCUUCAUAUGCUACGAGAGAGGACCUUCUCAUUCUCCUUCUGGCCUAAGGAUCGUCUGAUUAUCAACCGAUUAGACCACAUCUGUGAGACCGUGCUGAAAGGAAAGUGGCCAGUAAACAGACGCCAGAUGUUUGAGUUCCCCGGGCUCAUCCCUGGAUGCACACCAACUGCCAUGGACAGCCCGAUGCAGAAGAGAAGCUUUGCUGAACUCUCCAUGGUGGCCCAGGGCAACUUCAGUGGAAGUGAAGAGAUCACUGCUUCCCCACAACUGUCUCAGGAAACCGCUAUGAGUUUGACAGUACCUCGUCAGCGAAGGCGGAGGAGGAGGAAGAUAGAGGUUGAAGCAGAAAGAGCUGCAAAGAGGAGGAAUCUAAUGGAAAUGGUGGCUCAGUUACGUGGAUCUCAGAUGGGAGCAGAAAAUGGACAAGAGAAAGUUGUGGAUUUAUCAAAUGCCUCCAGGGAGGCUACAAGUUCUACCUCAAAUUUUUCAUCUCUUAAUCCUAAAUUUAUCUUGCCUAAUUCAUCCACCCCUGUCUCUGAUGCCUUUAAAACCCAAAUGGAGCGACUGCAGGCAGGUCUUUCUUGCACGCCGACUAGGCAUCUCCUCAAUGGUUCUCUAAUAGAUGGAGAGCCUCCAAUGAAGAGGAGAAGAGGAAGAAGGAAAAACGUAGAAGGUCUUGAUCUAUUGUUCAUGAGCAACAGACGGACUUCCUUAUCUACGGAAGAUACCGAUGUGACCAAAGCAUACGAUGAUGAUAUUGAAACGCCACCAGCAAGAAACAUUCCAUCUCCCGGGCAGCUGGAGCCAGACACCCGGAUCCCCGUCAUUAACCUGGAGGAUGGGACCAGACUAGUUGGGGAGGAUGCUCCAAAAAAUAAGGACUUGGUUGAAUGGUUGAAACUGCAUCCUACUUACACUGUCGAUAUGCCAAGUUAUGUACCAAAGAGCGCGGAUAUGUUGUUCUCCCCAUUUCAAAAACCUAAACAGAAGCGUCACAGAUGCCGGAAUCCUAACAAGCUGGAUAUUAACACAUUAACGGGAGAUGAAAGAGUGCCUGUAGUGAAUAAGCGCAAUGGAAAAAAGAUGGGUGGAGCGAUGGCUCCUCCAAUGAGGGAUCUUCCUCGUUGGCUUGAAGAAAACCCUGAAUUUGCUGUUGCUCCAGACUGGACGGACAUAGUUAAGCAGUCUGGUUUUGUACCGGAAUCCAUGUUUGAUCGUCUUCUCACUGGACCUGUUAUAAGGGAGGAGGGAGCCAGCCGAAGAGGGAGAAGGCCAAAAAGUGAAAUUGCCAAAGCAGCUGCUGCUGCCGCUGCUGCAGCCUCGACGUCUGGAAUCAAUCCACUGCUGAUGAAUAGCCUCUUUGCUGGAAUGGAUCUUGCUAGUCUUCAGAAUCUUCAGAACCUGCAGUCUCUCCAGCUUGCCGGUCUUAUGGGGUUCCCUUCAGGCCUUGCAACAGCCACUGGAGGGGAUGGUAAAAAUCCUACUGCCAUGCUGCCUCUGAUGCUGCCAGGUCUACCUAACAUGUUUGGGCUUAGCGGGCUCUUAAAUCACCAAUUAGCAGCUGGCAAUGGUGGGAAUACUACUACAUCUUCAGGUCAAGGAGAAACCGAAGAUGGCACUUCAAAGUCUGAUGAGAAAAAAAUGGAAACUGACGAGGAUGGCAAAGACUCUGACAAAACUACAGACUCUGUUUCUGCUACUGACUCUGUUGCUGCUACUACUGCAGCAGGAUUGGCUGCAAAUUCUCUGGCCUUCAGCCCUUUCCUACUGUCUACCAUGGCUCCAGGCCUUUUCUACCCCUCCAUGUUUCUACCUCCAGGGCUAGGAGGACUGACGUUGCCUGGUUUUCCAUCACUAGCUGGACUUCAGAGUACUGUAAGCGCUAGUGAGGAAAAGGCCACUGACAAAGGGGAAACAGAGAACCAGGAAGCCAGCGAUGCAGAUGAGACCCUGGACAAAACAGCAGACUCAUCCGUUUUGGAAGAUGACAUAGCACACGAAGAAGAAUUGGACUCACCCGAAGGCGGGGAGGAGGACGAAAAAGACAAUUAAACGGUCUCAGUUACAGUGUUCUAAACUUUUUCAAGUGGUAGUCCUACUGUUUACACUCACAGUAAAUGUCCAUAGUUUUUAUAAGCUGUUCUGUAAAAUAGUGUAGCAAAAAAGAAAAAAAGGAAAAAGUCCAAGUCAUGUCACACGGAUGUGUCAAAAAAGGUAUUUUGGUCAUUAAGUAUUGUGCAGUGCAUUAUUUAUAAUUUCUAGGAAAAAGUUUUGGAGAAUGAAUUUUUUUUUCUAAAGGAAAUUGACAUAAUGCUCUGCAGCUCUUUAUUUUUAUUAUUAUUAUUUUUUUACCGUUGGUAUUACGAAAGCAGCAAUUUUGUUUGAAAUCAUGGUGCAAAAACGAAGGACAGGCUGCUUAAGGAAUUAUGAAGUUAUUUAUCUUUUUUUUUUUCUUUUUUUUUUUUUCAUUUCUUUUUGCUGUGAAGGUCAAGAUUUUUUUUUUUUUUUUUCCUACAUAUCAAUUUUUUUUGACUGUAUAUGAGGGUUCCACACACACAACCAUUUCAGACAAUCUCCACAACCUAGAACGUCUCAAUCUGGAGGCACAGCAAUACAAGGCAGCUGUUGAAUGUGAAACGCUAUCCUGUAUAUUUUUUUUUUUUCCUAUUUUGAACACACUCACUGCGGAAGUCAUUACAGGACAAAACUACAGUUAAGUCGUCUCAUGAUUUUUUAAUGCACUGGUCGAAACAUAAAAUUUAAAAUCAGGUACCUUUUUUGUUUGUUUUUUUUGUUUUUUUUUCUCCUUUUUAUUUUUAAUUUAAAGGAUGGACUUUGUUACGUUAGCCACAAAGCUAAACAGCAUUACCUCAACUCUAAACUAGCCUUGAAGUUUACAGACAUGACUUUGUAAAUGUUUGUGUUUUUAUUUUCCUUUUCUCUUUUUGUGUUUUUUUUUUUCUUUUUCUUUUUUUUUGGAAAACUGCUAUCAUGUAAGAUAAACUGUAAAUUGCUGCCAACAGUAGUAAUGAUGCUUUUAAUAAAAGUGAUCCAUGAGAUGCAGUGAUGUAAUUAGAGAUAACGUAGAAGUGUCUAGGGAAACCAAAUCAGAACUGGUGUACACCACUUUAUAUUUUGUAUUCACAAUAGAAGCAAAUACAGUAUUAUGGCUUUUGUA